GUAGAUUUAUUUUGACCAUGACUUUGACGAGUGAUGUUGGAUUUUGUGCGAGGCUGUUGUUUGUGGCGCUGUGUCUGGUUCAGCCAUGGGUCGGAGCCUACCGCUACCUACCGGAAUGGUCCUCAUUAGAUCAGCGACCCUUGCCGUCCUGGUAUGACGAGGCAAAACUGGGGAUAUUCCUCCACUGGGGCGUGUUUUCUGUGCCCAGUUAUGGCCAGAGAAAUGUGGGCAAUGAAGGAGCUUCGGAGUGGUUCUGGGAAUAUUGGAAGAAUGGUGUCCCAGGAAACGUCAUCUAUAUGGCAGAUAAUUAUCCCCCGGGAUUUUCUUAUCCCGAUUUCGCUCCUAAUUUCAAAGCCGAAUUCUUUGACCCAAACGAGUGGGCCAGUUUGUUUGAAGCCUCAGGGGCUAAAUAUGUGGUCCUGACCUCCAAGCACCAUGAGGGAUUCACAAACUGGCCUUCCCCCGUCUCUUGGAACUGGAACGCCAUGGAUGUGGGACCAGAACGGGACCUUGUGGGUGACCUGGCGAAUGCUGUGCGCAGCAAGCCUGGCUUACAUUGGGGACUGUAUCACUCUCUGUUUGAGUGGUUCCACCCUCUCUACCUGAGCGACAAGAAGAACAACUUCACCACUCAGGAGUUUGUGGCUAGGAAGACCAUGCCAGAGUUGUAUGAGAUUGUGAAUGCUUACAAGCCAGAAUUGAUUUGGUCUGAUGGUGAUUGGGAAGCCCCUUAUAAUUAUUGGAACUCUACUGAGUUUAUAGCAUGGCUCUACAAUGACAGUCCAGUGAAGGACACGAUUGUUGUGAAUGACCGAUGGGGUAAAGGAUCAACAUGUCAGCAUGGUGAUUACUACACCUGUUCUGAUCGUUUUAAUCCAGGUAUCCUACAGAAACACAAAUGGGAGAAUGCCAUGACGAUUGAUAAGAACUCCUGGGGGUACCGUCGUAAUGCUAGGCUCUCUGACUACCUGACCAUUGAGGAGCUACUGAACACGCUGGUCAUCACCGUCAGCACUGGGGGAAAUAUGCUUAUGAAUGUGGGUCCGUCGGCUGACGGGAGAAUAGCGCCCAUAUUUGAGGAGAGACUUCGUCAGAUGGGGCAGUGGUUGUCUGUGAACGGGGAGAGCAUUUACAGCACGAAGCCAUGGCGUUUUCAGAAUGAUACGGUCACUCCAGAUGUCUGGUACACCUCACGACCAGUAGGCACCCGCUCUACUGUCUACGCAAUCGCUCUCAGCUGGCCUAAGAAUAACCAGCUUUAUCUGGAUGCCCCCAUCACCACCUCAGCCACCAAUGUGACCUUACUGGGAUACCCUAACCCACUGCGAUGGAGUCCAGGCUCGCUGGAGGGGAUCAGGAUUACAGUGCCUGCCCUCAAUGUGAACGAGCUGCCCUGUCAGUGGGCCUGGGUCUUCAGGAUGGAAGGUCUCGAGUUCUAAACUGGCCACUGCAGCAAUACUCAGCACAUUCCAGCUAAACCAGAAUAAAGUUCGUCAGCCAUCAGAAUCUAUUGCUGGAUUAUGAUCAUGAGAAGUCUGCUUCUGGAACUCUAACUCAUUCCACAAAGUCAUGUUUGACUGAAUUCCAAAUUGGGAAUAUUAGGUGUGGACUUUUUUUUUUCGAGCAGUCAUAUGUUGUACUUGAGCCAAUUGCUGUGAUGACAUGCGUAACCCUUGAUUAUGUGAUUUUUUAAGCACAUCUAAACUUCAGGAUAAGCCUACACAAGCUAUUAGUGAACCGCCCCUGAGCAUUCCUCUGCACUUCCUGACACCGAGCACCCCAGGGGUAGAGUGUGGGGUUCUUAGGUAUGAUCAUAGUGUCCUGUUCUGUUGUCUGUUUGGUUUUGUUUAUGAAUUAAAUUAUCUGGGUAGCUUUUCUGUGAUCAUGCCUUACAGGUGUAAAUGUUUUUUUUAUUAAUUUGUAAGUGUAAAUAUUUCUGAAUCUGUAUAAUGAGAGUAUUCCAACUUGUUUCACCAUCAUGACAGUUUUGCAUUGUAAGGAUAACUGAUGGGCCUAUUUAAUCAUUAAUUUAGAUGAAUUGUACAUGAGUAUAUUUUUGUACCAUUCUGAAAUUUGUUGUACUUCUUCUGUGAUAUGUUAUUCUAAUAUGAAAUACAAAUAUUGACUGUAAUAUUGAUGCCUGGCGAACAUAAUCAGAACAUACUGGUAGUGCUGGAGAAUGAACAGACUGGUAGUGCUGGAGAGUGAACAUGCUGGUACUGCUGGAGAGUGAACAUACUGGUAGUGCUGGAGAGUGAAACCUUGUAUUCUCCACAUAUGUGAUGGUUAGGAAUGAAGACCUAAAAAGUAGGCAGUUUGGCUGGUCAUUCGUCUUUCAUGCCACAUGUGAGAAAACUUUACCUCUGAAAAACCUUUCAGAGCGACCAGUUAUACAAAGAGUUAGUUUAGAUAUCUAUACGUCCUGCAGUUUCUGGUUUCCAACAGUGGCGUAUGAAACUAAGUAAAUACCUAUUAAAUACAAAGCUAAUGCAAAUACAUGUAGUAGAGAGUAGUUUGCUUAGUAAUGUCACAUGUAAAUGAAUAGGUCUGGCAGCAACCUGUGGAUGGUCAUGUGUUUCCUUCCACCAUAAUGCUGGCCGCCGUCGUAUAAGUGAAAUAUUCUUGAGUACGGCGUAAAACACAAAUCAAAUAAAUGUAAAUGAAUAUUAGGCAGGUUUUUUUUUUAUUUUGAAUUAGAUGACAAUAUCACUGUUUAAGGGAUAAACCACUUGUAUUAGAUGGCUUCUUGAGUACCACAGUAUUGAUCAGUAAUGAAUAUUUAGUGAUGUGAGUGCCCCAGAUGCUGAGUAGUGCACCAACAGAGCUGACGGACCAUCGCGUCGCAUGGUGUCCGGACACAGACGGAGAAGAGAGCGUGAUUCUGUCUAGUUCUACAGUCUGUUAGACCAAGAGAUGUAGAAAACUUAUCUGAUAGCGGUACAGAAAACUGUCAACAACGUAAAGAAUAUUGAUCUCAAAUAUCUCAAAUGAGUCUUUGUACAAUGUGUUAUGUAAAUCAUCUUUUUCUGUGAACAUUUGAAACAAAACAAUUUUACAGUGUAUUUGUCAAUUUCACCUUAUCUGUAUACGUAUAUUUAACAUGGCAGUUUGCAGCCUAUCUUGUUUAUGAUUGUACCGGUAGCACAAGAAACUUUCACCAUGCAUUUCAGCAUACCUUACUCCAAGAUUUCAGCUUACUGACAGCUGAUUCCUGUGGAUUUCUCUUCAAGAUUGAACUGAUAUCACAUAUGUCACUGUGGAGGUCAUUCCUAAUAACUUAAGUACCGGUAACCAAGGUUAGUGCGAAGGUGAUGUAAAAGAUAAAUAUGGCCAACAUAUAGGCGUUGCGGCGGCAAGGCGACCAAUAUAUCUUUCGUGACCUCGAUCGGCUCUCUAAGCAAAAGAUAUAGGGUCCUGAAAUGGUAGACAGUUCCAUAAUUAUCGAGCACCGUACUGGGUUACUUGGUGAGAUAACUACAAAAUUAAAUCAUCAAAAUCUACUGGAACACUUUUAGAUUACUUGUUUAAGAAUUACUAAACAUUAAAAUCCCUCAAACUUGUUCUGU
Molecule: messenger RNA, 3566 nt
Organism: Liolophura sinensis
Lineage: Eukaryota; Metazoa; Mollusca; Polyplacophora; Chitonida; Chitonidae
Product: alpha-L-fucosidase-like
Exons: 8
Coding region: 18-1439 (473 amino acids)
Biological process (GO): glycoside catabolic process; fucose metabolic process
Cellular component (GO): lysosome
Molecular function (GO): alpha-L-fucosidase activity
Source: RefSeq, a predicted model, not a curated record